AUGAGUAUUGAUGGAAAUCCUAAUAGUUUCAAAAUCACUUUAGAUGAACAGAUUACUUAUUUAGAAAAAGAUUUCAUUAUUGUGUUUAAGAGUAAAGAUCUUGACCAAUCAAGAGCUUUCGUUGAAUACAAUCCUGAAACAGAAACAAAUUGUGUUAUGUUAACUUUGGUUCCGAAAUUCACGUUAAAUACAACCGAGUUAAUAUUCGUUAUCGAUAGUGACGGACCUAUGAAGAGAGCUGCGCAAGCACUUGAAUUAUUAUUACGAUCUCUUCCUGAGGAUUGUUACAUAAUAUCGUUUGGAUCUCGUUAUGACUCUCUUUUUCCAAAAAGUCAACUGUCUAAAGCUCUUAAUCUUGCUCAAAUGAUGACCUCAAAUUACGGUGGAACAGAAAUUUUCAGGGUAUUAAAUUGGGCAUUUGAAAAUUCAAGGAAAGAUAUGCCAACUUCUGUAUUUCUUAUUACAGACGAUGAAGUUCGGAAAGUUGAUCAAUAUACAAGUGAAAAUGAAGAAAAGAUGAAUGAUGAUUUACGUCUUUUUGCAUUAGGAAUUGUUCAUUCCGUUUCACAUAAUUUAAUCGAAUCUAUUGCUCGUGCUGGUAAAGGAUAUGCUCAAUUUGUAACGAAUAAUGAGAGAAUGGAUAAAAAGGCUAUCGAAAUGUUGAAAAACGCGGUAAAAUCACCGAUCAAAAUUACUUGGACUGACGCUAAUGUCUCGGAAUCAACAGAAAAGGAAGGGUCCGAAGUGGAAUCUCCGCCACCACAAUUGAGUAAUAUCUUUACUGAUAUUAAGAUUAAACAGGCUCCACAUUUCAUUCCACCUCUUCGUAAUGGUGACCGAUUUGUUGUUUAUUGCACGUUGGAAAAAAGCAUUGAACCAUGUAAAGUUAUCACUUUAAAUGGCUCUAUGAAACUUGAUAUUUCUUUAGAACCUACUACUUUACAAGGUUCGAAGAUUCAUAAAUUAGCAAGGAAACUUAUUAAAGAUCUCGAGAAUGGAGAGUCAUUUCUUCAUAGGCAUCCUAAAAAUGUUG
Molecule: messenger RNA, 1033 nt
Organism: Funneliformis caledonium
Lineage: Eukaryota; Fungi; Glomeromycota; Glomeromycetes; Glomerales; Glomeraceae
Source: the annotation of a GenBank genome assembly